Oncorhynchus kisutch (coho salmon) is the source of this 9928-nucleotide messenger RNA. Its product is annotated as acyl-coenzyme A thioesterase 11. Gene Ontology annotation, molecular function: long-chain fatty acyl-CoA hydrolase activity; lipid binding. The transcript is spliced from 17 exons. Gene Ontology annotation, biological process: acyl-CoA metabolic process. The record is from RefSeq and is a predicted model, not a curated record. Gene Ontology annotation, cellular component: cytoplasm; cytosol. Bases 7730 to 9481 code for a protein of 583 amino acids. NCBI's taxonomy places the organism in Eukaryota, Metazoa, Chordata, Actinopteri, Salmoniformes, Salmonidae.
UGGUGGUGUCCUGUCCUUUCAAGCUGUUGGCCUGAGGUAGGACUAGUGGAGUAGGGUGGUGCGUUUGAGUGUAAGGUAUUUUUGUUGAUUUAUUUUAAUUUUCAAGCUAAGUAUAAGGGAGUUAUACUCCAGUCUAGUAUGUGGCGGUAAUGCAAAAGUGUUUGGAUGCCAACCGCCUUUAAACCUCAUCGAAGAAGAAGUAAAGGAAGCGAAGUCGCUCUCGCCCCCCCCUUUCGCUAAUUUCACUGUUUAUUUCACCGUGUUUAUGAUCCGGGUGGAGCAGUAAACGUGGUAGAUGUGAGUGACGAUGUUUUUAACACCGCUAUUACGAAUAUUAGCAGUGUCCAUCCCGUCGUUUAAACCACUGAAACAAUUGUGCUUAAAAUGUUUGACUGGCAAAGGGGAUGUUUUCGUAUGCUUAAAAACAUACACCAAGCAAUGUACUUUAUGGAAUGUAUUCAAACAACCGUGUUCAGUAAGCUGUGGAUAAGACUGGCAGUGGACAAAGUGCAGUGUUGUUCACCGGAGAGUAGCCUAUACAUUUCAUACGAACUCCUGGCUAGCCACUGGACUUGCAGCUACCUUUAACUAGCUGUAUAAUUCAUCCCACAUUACGAUCAACUGGCCAGCUGUAUCAGGCAGCUAGAUGCGAGGGAAAACAAAUCUAUUUGGUAGCUAUCCGUCUGAUUGAUGUUAAGAAUGCUAUUUGUUACAGAAUCUCCCUGUCGAGGGCGCUACAGUACGCUAUAUCACUGUUUGUCUGAGUAUUUGUGUAUUCAUCAAUUCCGCAUACUCAUGCCUUAAGCCAAUCGAAAAAAAAAUAGCAAUGUGUCUGUCUCACACAAAGUUCCCUCCAUUUUUUCCCGGUGCAAAUUUCAGGUUUUCUGAGCAAACUUUAACGUCAUGUGCAACUUCCAACGCGCGUUUAUUGUGAACACUGACGCAUGUUGAUUUUCGUCCAUCCACACCAGACGCGAUCAGGUCACAUUGGUUGAAAUAUCAAAACAAACUAUAUUAAUUUGGGGACAGGUCGAAAAUCAUUAAACAUGUAUGGCAAUUUAGCUAGCUUGCUGUUGCUAACUAAUUUGUCCAGGGAUAUAAACAUUGGGUUAUUUUACCUUAAAUGUACAAGGUCCUCUACUCCGACAAUUAAUCCACAGAUAAAAUAGUAAAAGUUUGUCCAUGAACAAAAUGUGCACACGUGGCUACAUACAGCUCUCGCUCUGAUCUCAAAACGAGCGCAUCAAAUCAGUUUAUUUGUCACCUUCGCGAAUACAACACUUUCCUACUCAUUCAUUACUGCUGCUGUGCUAGUUGAGGCGCUGAGUGGAAGUAGGAAGAACUCACAUUUUAUGGCUUAUAAAAGUGUUGAAUACAAAGUGUUGACAGUGCUGAGUAAGGACUGAAACAUGAAUUCACUCAUAAAAACAGCAUCUCUUUGCUAUUUUGAACCAUUUCAUGUGUCUGAAGGUGUAAACUCUGCCUUCCCGGCAGGCCCAGAGUGCUGCAGACAGUCAUCUGAGCAGUAGGCCUAAAGUGCAUUUGAUUUGCUCUCUGGGCCCAUCGGAGAAGGCAGCGUUUGCGUCUCUCUGCCUGCUUCCAGAGGCAGUUUGGAACUCGGUAGUGAGUGUUGCAACCCAGGAAAGACCAUUUUUCUAACGCGCUUCAGCACUCGGCAGUCCCAUUCUGUGAGCUUGUACCACUUCGCGGCUGAGCCGUUGUUGCUUUUAGAUGUAUGUUUCCACUUCACAAUAACAGCACUUACAGUUGACCAGGGUAGCUUUAGCAGGGCAGAAAUUUAACAAACUGACUUUUUGGAACGGUGGCAUCCUAUGAUAGAGUUCAGUGUGUCAAAUCGGAGGGUCUGCUGUCCGGACCUCUGGCAGUCUCUAUGGGGGUGCCACAGGGUUCAAUUCUUGGACCGACUCUCUUCUCUGUAUACAUCAAUGAGGUCGCUCUUGCUGCUGGUGAGUCCCUGAUCCACCUCUACGCAGACGACACCAUUCUGUAUACUUCCGGCCCUUCUUUGGACACUGUGUUAACAACCCUCCAGGCAAGCUUCAAUGCCAUACAACUCUCCUUCCGUGGCCUCCAAUUGCUCUUAAAUACAAGUAAAACUAAAUGCAUGCUCUUCAACCGAUCGCUACCUGCACCUACCCGCCUGUCCAACAUCACUACUCUGGACGGCUCUGACUUAGAAUACGUGGACAACUACAAAUACUUAGGUGUCUGGUUAGACUGUAAACUCUCCUUCCAGACCCAUAUCAAACAUCUCCAAUCCAAAGUUAAAUCUAGAAUUGGCUUCCUAUUUCGCAACAAAGCAUCCUUCACUCAUGCUGCCAAACAUACCCUUGUAAAACUGACCAUCCUACCAAUCCUCGACUUUGGCGAUGUCAUUUACAAAAUAGCCUCCAAUACCCUACUCAACAAAUUGGAUGCAGUCUAUCACAGUGCAAUCCGUUUUAUCACCAAAGCCCCAUAUACUACCCACCAUUGCGACCUGUACGCUCUCGUUGGCUGGCCCUCGCUUCAUACUCGUCGCCAAACCCACUGGCUCCAUGUCAUCUACAAGACCCUGCUAGGUAAAGUCCCCCCUUAUCUCAGCUCGCUGGUCACCAUAGCAUCUCCCACCUGUAGCACACGCUCCAGCAGGUAUAUCUCUCUAGUCACCCCCAAAACCAAUUCUUUCUUUGGCCGCCUCUCCUUCCAGUUCUCUGUUGCCAAUGACUGGAACGAACUACAAAAAUCUCUGAAACUGGAAACACUUAUCUCCCUCACUAGCUUUAAGCACCAACUGUCAGAGCAGCUCACAGAUUACUGCACCUGUACAUAGCCCACCUAUAAUUUAGCCCAAACAACUACCUCUUUCCCAACUGUAUUUAAUUUUUAUUUAUUUAUUUAUUUUGCUCCUUUGCACCCCAUUAUUUUUUUAUUUCUACUUUGCACAUUCUUCCAUUGCAAAACUACCAUUCCAGUAUUUUACUUGCUAUAUUGUAUUUACUUUGCCAUCAUGGCCUUUUUUGCCUUUACCUCCCUUCUCACCUCAUUUGCUCACAUUGUAUAUAGACUUGUUUAUACUGCAUUAUUGACUGUAUGUUUGUUUUUACUCCAUGUGUAACUCUGUGUCGUUUUAUCUGUCGAACUGCUUUGCUUUAUCUUGGCCAGGUCGCAAUUGUAAAUGAGAACUUGUUCUCAACUUGCCUACCUGGUUAAAUAAAGGUAAAAUAAAUAAAUAAAUAAAAAAUGACGGUGCCACAUGGGAAGUCACUGAGCUCUUCAGUAAGGCCAUUCUACUGCCAGUGUUUGUCUUUGGAGAUUGCAUGGCUGUGUGCUCGAUUUUAUACACCUGUCAGCAACGGGUGUGCCUGAAAUAGACAAAUCAUUAAGGUUUUCGGACCAUUAUUUCAAGCAAAAAAACAUGAUUAACUGUGUGGUCUCAAAUAUUCAACAUUAAGGAAAUUAUAAGUUACAGUAUAAUAAAUAUCUUUGUUUUUUCAUUGGAUGACCCCUCAUUUCGAAUGACUUAAAAAUGUUGGGGGAAAAGGGAGAUGGUUUGUUAAAGAGGAUUGGUAGAAAGUGUAAGCUGAGUGAGCUGUAUGUCCUCAUUCACUUCCAUUUCUGUUGUUCGAUCCAACAAAGUAUCCGAGGGGGAAGGUGUGGUGAACACAUGCCAUCUGAUGCCCCCUUCCCGUGGGCCUUUUUCAGAAAGGUUCCAGGUUAUUUGUUUGAAUCCGUAACUAUGUGGCAGAGUGCGAAGUAGAUACAUGUCCUUGUUUCUGUAUUGGGUGAUGGGACCGUAGCUCAUCAUGUGGAGUGUCAUGAUUUGUGGAUUCUUGUUCUUGACAUCUCUUAGGACAGACUCCAGGUGAGUCCAUACUGCUCUCUCAUUAUGUCUAAGCGAGUCAGAUAUGGUGGCGUAGGACUGGCUUCCCUCCGAUCGUAGACUGCUGUCUAUGUAACCGAUGUGAAAUGGCUAGCUAGUUAGUGGUGGUGCGCGCUCGCUCUGAGACCUUGAAGUAGUGGUUCCCCUUGCUCUGCGAGGGCCGUGGCUUUUGUGGGUAACGAUCCUUCGUGGGUGUCAGUUGUUGAUGUGUGCAGAAGGUCCCUGGUUCGAGCCUGGGUAGGGGCGAGGGGACGGACUAAAGUUAUAUUGUUACAUCUACUCCCCCCAAAGUAGAACGACUGGGUUUCUGUGGCUUAUUUGCAAUUGAGUUAGCAGUAAUCCGAAUCCUGACGAUAAAUGCAUGUGCAAAUUGACCCUCAAUUAAUAUAGAUAGAUAGGUUAGUAGUUGUUUACAUAAACAUAUUUUCAGUAUUAGCUGCUUGAUAAAAAAAUGUUUUUGACAUAAAACACCCUUAUCCUACAAAAACCUGUAGAUGAAUAACUUAAUACAAACAUAUUGACAUCAUUCAGUACAACCAUAUUGUGAUUCAUUGUUUAAUUGAACCUUUUAUUUAUCUAGGCAAAUCAGUUAAGAACAAAUUGUUAUUUACAAUGACGGCAUAGGAACAGUGGGUUAACUGCCUUGUUCAGGGGCAGAACAACAUAUUUUGACCUUGUCAGCUCGGGAAUUCGAUCUAGCAACCUGUCGGUUACUGACCCAACGCUCUAACCGUGAGGCUACCUGCCGCCCCCGGCAUAUGGUGUAACCGGAAUUUCUGGUGACUCCGAAUGCUUAUUUUAGUUACACCUUAUGACUUUUCUCACAUAAACAUGUGCUUAUACACACACGUGGACACUUGACAUUGACAUAAAGUAUUUUCUAAACGUUAAAAAAUACAUGUAUGAAAAUACCCGCAAAUAAGUAUGGAGACGGUAUUUAAAGUUAGAGCGACAUUUAGUAUAAAGACAAAUUUAAAGUUUAUCUUCACUGUCCAGAUAAAUAUGUAGGGGAGUAUAGGCCCGGAUUCAAUACAAGGUGUUAUAGCACAAUAUAACAAACUUCUAAUAGUAAAUUACGCUUCAGCCGACAUGUGUACAUGUGUAGUGCAGUGUCCGCGAACGUCAGGGGAAAAUGCAUUUUUAAAGGCGCGUUGUUUGCUGUUUAGUGCGCUGCACUUUAACGCAACUUGCAUUGAAUCCCAGCCAUCAGCGAUGUAGUGGUAAAAAAAAAAAAGUUGGGUAUACGCUGAUCGCCGUUCGCGGUAAGUAAAGAAACAUUCCCUUUACUUUGAAUGCAUUUUCCUGCUAAAGGUGGGUAAAUGCUCACACAAAAUAAAAAGGUUUGUAAACUGCCAGCCAUAAAUUACUACAGACAUUGAUCAAUAGCUUAGCCGUUAUAUUGCACCUGUUAUUGGUCCCCUUUUCCAUCCCAGGUGAAGACUUGUUCCACGUGUGAGAACAGAACGGGCUACUGCUCAAGAGCAUGGCCCCUCUCCCAAUGCUUGCUGGUAAGGAGGAGGUCAAAAGCACAUCCGACCACGUCCUUGAGACGUUCUAUCCCAUCUCUCCCACCAUCGACCUGCAGAGUGUCCAGGUCUACCAGGAGCAGAACCAUAAAGAUUCCUCCAGGUCUGUCGGGGUACAAGUCUAAAAUAUUCCUGAGGUUCCUGUCCCUUUAUCUGAACGGAGCUGUGUGAGCUGCAAAAAUCAGCGCCUGAACAACAACAAUAACCUUCCCAUUUCUAUUGUCAAUACUGUCAUAUCUGAAAAUACAGAAACCCUAGAUAAUCUAUCUCAUCAUAGUCAAACGUUUGAUUGUCUUUCUCUACCCUCGGACUUGUGGUUUUGAAUUACACUCAACGAAAAUAAACGCAACAUCCAACAAUUUUUAAAUAUUUUUUACUAAGUUACAGUUCAUAUAAGGAAAUCAGUCAAUUGAAAUACAUGAAUUAGGCCCUAAUCUAUGGAUUUCACAUGACUGGGAACACAGAUACGCAUUUGUUAGUCACAGAUACUGUACCUUAAAAAAAAGAAGGUAGGGGUGUAGAUCAGAGAACAGUAUCUGGUGUGACCAUCUGCCUCGUGUAGCGCGACACAUCUCCUUCACAUAGAGUUGAUCAGGCUGUUGAUUGUGGUCUGUGGAAUGUUGCCCCACACCUCUUUAAUGGCAGUGCGAAGUUGCUGGAUAUUGGUGGGGACUGGAACACGCUGUCGAUCCAGAACAUCCCAAAUAUGCUAAAUGGGUGACAUGUCUGGUGAUCUUGUCACAGUAUCUCUAUGCAUUUAAAUUGCCAUUGAUAAAAUGCAAUUGUGUUUGUUGUCUGUAGCUUAUGCCUGCCCAUACCAUAACCAGACCACCACCAUGGGGCACUCUGUUCACAAUUUUGGAAUCAGCAAACUGCUUGCCCACACAACGCUGUACAGUUGAAACAGGGAUUCAUCCAUGAAGAGCACACUUCUCCAGCAUGCAGGUGGCCAUCGAAGGUGAGCAUUUGCCCACUGAAGUCGGUUACGACGACAAACUGCAACAGGUCAAGACCCCGGUGAAGACAACGAGCAUGCAGAUUAGAUGGGUUCUGAUAGUUUGUGCAGGAAUUAUUCAGUUGUGCAAACCCACAUUUUCAUCAGCUGUCCGGGUGGCUGGUCUCAGACAAUUCCGUAGGUGAAGAAGUCGGAUGUGGAGGUUCUGGGCUGGCGUGGUUACACGUGGCCUGCGGUUGUGAGGCCGGUUGAACGUAAUGCCAAAUUCUCUAAAAGGACGUUGGGGGUGGCUUAUGUGAGAGAAAUUAACAUUAAAUGAUCUGGCAACAGCUCUGGUGGUCAUUCCUGUAGACCAGCAUUCCAAUUUUAGUCUCCCACAAAACAUGAAACGUCUGUGGCAUUGUGUUGUGUGACAAAACUGCACAUUUUAGUGGCCUUUUAUUGUCCCCAGCACAAGGUGCACCUGUGUAAUGAUCAUGCUGUUUAAUCAAGUUCUUGAUAUGCCAUACCUGUCAUUUUAAAGGAUAAUCUUGGCAAAGGAGAAAUACUCACUAACAGGGAUGUAAACAAAUUUGUGCACAAAAUUUUAGAAAAACUUUUUGUGCAAAUAGAACAUUUCUUGGAUCUUUUAUUUCAGCUCAUGAAACAUGGGACCAACACUUCACAUGUUGCGUCUAUAUUUCUAUGUAAUUAUGAUAAACACAUUAUAAAAAAAAUUAAAAAAUGUUUCCAUAACUUAUUGAGUGGUUACAGAUGUCACACAAUUAAAAUUGACUACAUGUCGUACUCAAGAUACAUUGAAAUAUGCCGGUGAAAUGAUCCAUUCCACCUUAAAAUGUGGAGGGUGUUAGCGUCACGUCCUACCCACAGUCACUAAAACGGUCCGACCACAAUAUCAUAACCACCUGAAGCGCGUCGGAGGUUGUCGAAACUGCAUGGGCAGAGUACGCGAUCUGGAAAAACCCAAUCUCGAAAUAUUCCGUGCGUGUUAUACCUUUUGAGGUAAAUGAAUAAACGAAAUCAAAUUAUCGUCGUCGUAUCCUGAUUCCACUGCUGCGUGGGCAUUUUGAUUUCAUGUUUGUACUUUGGAGUGAACUUUUCUCUGCAGUUAGCCACCUUUGCGAUCACUAGUGCAGUGUCCAUUCAUGCUGGUAGCUCAGAUUUAAUUUAGCUAAUGUGCUGCUACGUUUUUUACGACGGUACUUGCAGCUGUCGAAUAGAAUGAACUAGCAUUGCUGCUACUUAGCUGUCUAAGGGAAGCUCCUAUAGCAGAACAAGAUUUUGCAAUCACUGGCACUGCGCAAGAAUCUGUCACACCUACUGUGUAUAUUUGAGUUCAGAGAAAGCAUCUCCGGGACCCCUAAAAUGAGCAGACACCAAAAUGGGGAGGAGUACAGGAACCCAACAGAGGUGAAGAAGAGCCAGAUAGUGAUGCCCUGCCAUGCCAACCACCGCCAGGAGCUCAGCGUGGGAGAGCUGCUCAAAUGGAUGGACUCUACAGCCUGUCUGUCAGCUGAAAGGCAUGCUGGGUGUCCCUGUGUCACUGUCUCGGUCGACGACAUCCACUUUGAACACACUAUUGGGGUUGGACAGGUGGUCAACAUCAAGGCCAAAGUCAAUCGAGCUUUCAACACCAGCAUGGAGGUUGGAAUCGUGGUGAGCUGUGAAGACCUGUUCAGUGAUACCCACUGGAGUGUGUGUCGGGCGGUUGCCACGUUUGUCAGCCAGCGCACCACGGGAGGGAAGGUGCAGCUGCGUCCGUUGGUCCCCUGUACACAGGCGGAGCAGGUGGAGCACAGUCUAGCAGCUGAGAGGAGGAGGAUGAGGCUCGUCCACGCUGAUAUCAUGAAGGACCUGCUCGCUAACAGGGCCUUCCAACAAGUGGAGGUCCAGGAGGCUGAGAAGGCGGUGCCAGCAGAGAGGACACGGGUGGAGAGUGUUGAGUUGGUUCUUCCCACUCAUGCCAACCACCAGGUCAACACGUUCGGAGGACAGAUCAUGGCCUGGAUGGAGAACGUGGCUACCAUCGCUGCAAGUCGUCUGUGUAACGCUCACCCCACCCUGCAGAGCAUAGACAUGUUCCAUUUCAGGGGUCCCUCACACGUGGGCGACCGGCUGGUCCUCAAAGCCAUAGUCAACAAUGCAUUCAAGAACAGCAUGGAGGUGGGCGUGUGUGCGGAGGCUUAUCAGGGGGAGGAGCCUCUGAGACACAUCAACAGCGCCUUCAUGACCUUCGAAAUCCGCGACCAGGAAGGCAAGCCAUGCACGUUGCCAAGGAUACGACCCGAACCGCUGGAGGGAAUGAGACGUUACCAGGAGGCCAUCGCUAGAAACAAGAUCAGACUCGACAGGAAGUACAUAAUAUCCUGCAAGCAGACAGAGGUGCCCUUAUCUGUACCGUGGGACCUCAGCAACCAGGUGUACCUCAGCUACAACAACGUGUCUGCUCUGAAGAUGCUGGCCGCCAGAAACAACUGGUUGUUAAACUCUGAGAAAAACAAGGUGAGCCUGUACACCCUGGAGCAGAAGCAGGUGUUGAGUUUUAAGGUUGAGACGGAGGUAGACAUCCCAGCUGAGAGGGCCUUUAUGUUGCUCUCUGACUUAAGCAAGAGAGUGGAGUGGGACCCAAACUACGAGAGGUGUGAGCUGAUUCUUAGGGUGAACGAUGAUGACUUUCUGUACCGCGUGGUGACUCCUUCCAUAAGCCAGGAUGGGGCCAGUAACAGCCCUUCAGCCGAUCAGGGAGGGAAGGUCCAGGACUUCAUCCUCCUAGCCUCCAGGAGACCACCGUGUGACAGCGGGGACCCUUAUGUUAUUGCUCUGCGUUCGGUCACUCUACCCACACACCCUCCUACAGAGGGAUACAACAGGGGAGAGGUUUUGUGUGCCGGCUUCAGCAUCCUGGAGGUCUCCAAAGAUAUCUCCAAGAUCUCCUACUUCAACCAGGCAUCUCCCGAGGUCCUGCCCUACAUCUCCACAGACAUCGCCGGGCUCUCCUCCAGCUUCUACGGCAUCUUCUGCACCUGUAACACCUUCCUCCAGGAGAACAGGGUUGACCAUACCUCCACUCCCCAGUCCCAACCACCCUCCUCUACACUAAAACGUACACAACUCUAACCCUUUAUCCUUCACCAACCUGACCCCCUCACCCUUGAUGACUAUUGUACUGAUCGAUUGAACACACUGCCAUUAGAGGAUCCGAUUUUCUUCAACUGUUUAUUUUAUUAGAAUGGUUUAUGAAAGGAGCCUAAUUCCCAGAUUUGUUUGUGCAGUCUUGCCAACUCCUAUGGUCAUUGACAAUGACCAUGAAUGUAGGAGUUAGCAAAACAGAUCUGGGACCAGGAACGUUUUUUUGUGGCUGUGAGUAAUUACAAUUGUCCCUUAAAGCACUUAGUCUCCCUAUUCUCCCCACCUGUGUUCCUUGGAUUGACACCCAACCCCCUGUGACCUGGCUCAAGCCUGCCCAGAGCACUCUGGCCUCUUCACACACUAAGCUGAGCCAUGUUGACAGCAAGGAUUAUUAGUGUGGAAAACUGUUUUUGACAAUAAAGGGUCAGAAUUGCA